Schistosoma bovis is the source of this 2014-nucleotide messenger RNA. The record is from the annotation of a GenBank genome assembly. NCBI's taxonomy places the organism in Eukaryota, Metazoa, Platyhelminthes, Trematoda, Strigeidida, Schistosomatidae.
UAGUAUAUCUGCACUACUUCUUCUCUAACUGCUAUUGAGGUCUGAAGACUAGAAACACAAUUGUGACCUUGACGCUUUUACAAAUAUUACUCAGUCUGAGCAACAACGCUGUGACGUCACUUUUCCUCGCAACUUUCUUAUUUCGACGCUGUGCUCUUUAAAAGCCAAUAAUAUUGAAAUGAUGGAACAGGCCUCCAUAAAAAGUAACACAACGCCAAAAAAUAAUGAAAUAUACAUAUGCGGGUUCAACAUGUCAAGUCUAUCACCCAAUUGGAAACUGGGUGUCUCAAUUGCUGGGAUUUUUACUUUGUAUAUAUGUUUCGGAGCUUUACAGGAAGCAAUAUUCUCUGCCAAUGAUUUACGAUCCUAUAGUCCAUUCCUUACACUAUAUCAAUUUGGAAUCUACUCAGUUUUAUCAUUUCUGGAACUACGUGCUCAUGGUUAUCUACUAUUCAACCCAUGGAUUCAUCUCUAUGCUAUUGUAGCUGUAUUAACAUUGGGUUCAAUUGCUCUUUCUAAUGCUUCAGUCGGCUUUCUUAACUAUCCAACUCAAGUGAUAUUUAAGUGUUGUAAAAUGAUCCCAGUGCUGUUAGGUGGAGUUCUUAUACAAGGAAGAAGAUAUUCCAUUUAUGAAGUAUUGGCGGUGCUUUUGAUGACGUUAGGUUUAAUUUGUUUUACAUUGGUUGAUGUAUCUAUACAGCCUAAGUUUACUUUGUUUGGAGUUUUUCUAGUUUCGCUCGCAUUAUGCUGUGAUGGAGCUUUGGGUAAUUUUCAAGAAAUUAUCAUGAAAAAGUAUGUUAGAUCAAAUUCAGAGAUUCUGUUUUAUUCGUAUUCAUUGGGCUUUUGUUUGCUGGCUUCCGUUCUAACGAUAUCCGGCAAUUUAUUACCAUCCUUCUAUUUUUUUAAUGAUCAUGCUUUACAAACUUAUGGUUAUGGUUUUAUGUUUUCAUUGUCCGGUUAUUUCGGUGUACAAUUUGUACUGUGUUUAGUUCAUUCACAUGGACCAUUAACUGCUGUUACAGUUACAACAUUUAGGAAAGCUGUUUCAAUCGCCGUAUCAUUUAUUAUGUUUGAAAAACCUUUUUCCCAAGGCCUGAGAAUGUAACAUUCAUGGUAUAACUCGAUUCAAAAAUGAAUCAUAACACAAUGUCAACAUAAAUUUGGAGAUAAAUGAAGUUAUUUAACUCUAAUAUAAAUUGCCGAAGCUAGGAGAUAAAGCGAUAUUGAGGAUAUCAGGGUAUACGAGUCCAAAAAAUUAGUUAUUGCAGUCUCGUUCAGUAAAUUUCAAAAAUACAAAGUCAAACUUGUGGAUAUGAAUCAUAUUAAUAUACAACGACACUAGUACAUAAAAUCAUGUAUAGGAUAAUAAUUAAAUGAAUCAUAACAAGGCAGUGUAAACUUCAUUUCAGAUUUUGUGAGAAAUUCGAGACUGCAUUUUGGCGCUAAAAUGUUCAGCAGAUCUUUGGUUAUGGGACAAUCGGCAUGAAUGAGGAAAGUUUCACGUGUCUGAUUAUUACAUUUCAUUAGUUGUAUAUUGUACAAUAAGCCAUAAAAAUUCUUCACUAUUCUACAAUAUAAGCCCAUACGAACACUGUUUUACUCUAAUUUCAUAUCUGUAGCACAUUGUUUUGCUAGCUUUUCUAUCACACUGGUUGUCUGGUUAGUACUCCACAAGGUUUUUGGGUACAAUUUACUUCAUAAUAGAAGAAUAUGACGACUAAUUUUAGUAAUAAUGAAGAAUAUACACUAAGCGAAUAGGACACAUUAUUCCUCGGUUCCACUCAUCUCUUAAUAUUUUAAUUUCUAUUAGCUUCACAUAACUUUAAAUGCCAUUAUCUUGUUUUAAUUCUUCUUCUCUAUGCUGUCAAUUUACGAAGCUGAUAUAGUAAUAUGAACUUAUCCAAACUUAUGAGUUCUAUGUUAUUUAUCCUAAUCAAUAAUAAAAUGUGCAUUACUUACAACGAAAUUUCGUAUUUGAGUAGACAACAGCGUGAAGCUUAUCUACUGAGGUUUG